UCCGUUACCAAAUCCCCUCCACCCAAAAUACAGUACCCACUUCUCUCUCUCUCUCUCUCUCUGAGAACGGCUAGUCCGUCAGAAAAUGACGAUUCUGCCCUCCUCGGACCGGAAGUACCGCCGCAACCCUCGUACACCUCUCCUCUCCCCACAGAAAUACGACGACCACGAGGUCGGUUUCAACGGUGCGUCGUACUCCGGCGCAGUCUUCAACCUCGCCACCACCAUUGUCGGGGCAGGUAUCAUGGCUCUCCCCGCCGCCGUCAAGCAGUUGGGGCUGGUUCCGGGACUGAUCAUGAUUGCCUUGGGUGCUAUCUUGACGGAGUCGUCCAUCGAAAUGAUCCUCAGGUUCAGUCGAGCUUCCAAGUCAACCACGUAUUCGGGUGUAGUCGGCGACGCCUUCGGCGUGGCCGGGCGGACUAUCUUGCAGGUCUGCAUUGUGGUUAACAAUAUCGGUAUGCUCGUUGUCUACAUGAUCAUAAUCGGUGAUGUGUUAUCUGGGACAUGGUCAGAUGGGGUGAAGCAUUUGGGUUUGGUGGAAGAAUGGUUUGGUCAGCAUUGGUGGACCACACGCUUCUCCUUACUGCUUGUCACUACGCUCUUUGUCUUUGCUCCUCUCAUUUCAUUCAAGCGCGUUGAUUCCUUGAGAUACACUUCGGCUUUGUCAGUGGGUUUGGCCAUUGUGUUUGUGGCAAUCACAGCGGGAGUAGCAAUCGUUAAAAUGAUGGAUGGGAGCAUGAAAAUGCCUCGUAUGAUGCCUGAACUUGUUAACCAGGCAUCCUUUUGGAAGCUUUUUACAACUAUCCCAAUUCUUGUCACUGCCUAUAUCUGCCACCAUAAUAUUCAUCCAAUAGAGAAUGAGCUAAGGGAUCCCUCCCAAAUGAAGUCAAUAGUCCGAGCGUCACUCACAUUAUGCUCAUCUCUUUACAUUGCUACCAGCUUCUUUGGAUUUCUUCUUUUUGGGGAUCACACAUUAGAUGAUGUUCUUGCCAAUUUUGAUGGUGAUCUUGGAAUACCGUAUAGCUCAUUACUUGAUGAUGUGGUUAGGGUCAGCUAUGGCAUCCACCUGAUGCUUGUAUUUCCAAUUGUGUUUUUCUCUCUUCGCCUCAACCUAGAUGGUCUUCUUUUUCCCUAUGCCAUUCCCAUUUCACUUGACAAGCGGAGAUUCUUCUCAGUAACUGCAGUUCUCAUGGGUCUUAUCUUUGUUGGAGCCAACUUUGUGCCUAGCAUUUGGGAUGCCUUUCAGUUCACUGGAGCCACAGCUGCCAUCUCUGUUGGAUUCAUCUUUCCAGCCGCAGUUGCUCUUAGGAAGUUGGUGUUAGAUUGGUUAAGCAUUUUUUCCACGAUUAAAGAUAUGGACAUGGAUAGAGCUGAAUGAUGGACACUCAUGGAAUUGCCACAAAGAAUGACAGACUAGUAUCAUGGGUGAUGAUCUUUUUAGCUGUCUCAUCAAGCACAGCAGCCAUAUCUAGCGAUAUUUACAGCAUUUUCAUUAGUGAGAAAGGAGUUGGAAGUUAACAGGACAAGGCGGACAAGUCAGCACUUGUGCAAAUUCUCGUGAUGUAUAGGGGGUGCUCUCUCGAUUUAUGAAACGAGAGUAACUGAGCAGGACAAAGAGCAAUGCUCCAGUUCCACAUCUGAUCGCUGGUGGUCCUCGGUUUUGUUAAGUAAUGCAGGUGACCGUGAUGUUUACAUUUUGUGGCUUUAUACAUGAAGUGAAAUGGGUUCUCUCACUAAUUUAUGUCAAUUUUCUCCCUUCUAAGUUGGCUCGUCAAUUUUUCCCAUUUUUCAGAAGUUAAUGAUAUUCCAUCUUAAAAGAAUCCUGCGAGGAAAGUUGUAGCUUUUACUUCAUCGAGCAGUAUAUAGUAUAUACAUAUUUUGCAGAGUAUGAUUUAUCAUAAUUGUAGGGAC
This is a messenger RNA of Juglans regia (Persian walnut), 1911 nucleotides long. RefSeq names its product amino acid transporter AVT6A-like. The transcript has 6 exons. The record is from RefSeq and is a predicted model, not a curated record. NCBI's taxonomy places the organism in Eukaryota, Viridiplantae, Streptophyta, Magnoliopsida, Fagales, Juglandaceae. Bases 86 to 1378 code for a protein of 430 amino acids. Gene Ontology annotation, molecular function: amino acid transmembrane transporter activity. Gene Ontology annotation, biological process: amino acid transmembrane transport.